AUGAAUUUGAAUUUAAUUCAGCCAGAUAUAAGUAAAUUGCCUUUUCUCUGCGAAACGUGUGGCAAACGAUUUCCUAAAAAAGAUAACCUUACAAGGCAUGUUAAAAAUCAUUCCCCAAUUAAACCUUUUGUCUGUGACUGUUGUGGAAUGACAUUUCGUAAAAAAGGCAAUCUAAUUGCCCAUUGCACGGUUCAUAAUAAUGUGAAACCCUUUGCCUGUGAAUUAUGUGAUAAGAAAUUUCGUGUUAAAGGCCAGUUAACUAGACAUCACUUAGUUCAUACCCAAGAAAAACCAUUUAUGUGUGAAGUUUGUAAUCAGCGAUAUGCUGAUAAAUCAACUCUUAAAUCUCACUUGUUUACUCACACUGAAUUAAAACCCCACGUAUGUGAUGUAUGUCAAGAACGGUUUGCUAAACGUCGUACUCUAAGACUGCAUUAUUACUGUCACACUGGAAGGCCACACCCAUGUGAAUUUUGUGACAAAAAAUUUCAAUCAACUAGUCACUUAAAAAGACAUUUACUAACUCAUACUCGUGAAAAACCCUUUGUUUGUGAAGUAUGUGACAAAAGGUUUGCACAAAGAUGCAGUUAUAGAGCUCAUUUCUAUCGUAUGCACACCAAUGAACGUCGUCAUUAUUGUGACAUAUGCAACAAGAGUUUUACGGAGCGAGGAAAUCUGAAGAAGCAUUAUGCUGUACAUUUCAAGUAG
This is a messenger RNA of Parasteatoda tepidariorum (common house spider), 708 nucleotides long. RefSeq lists its product as uncharacterized. NCBI's taxonomy places the organism in Eukaryota, Metazoa, Arthropoda, Arachnida, Araneae, Theridiidae. Gene Ontology annotation, biological process: regulation of transcription by RNA polymerase II; embryo development. Gene Ontology annotation, cellular component: nucleus. The record is from RefSeq and is a predicted model, not a curated record. Gene Ontology annotation, molecular function: DNA-binding transcription factor activity, RNA polymerase II-specific; RNA polymerase II transcription regulatory region sequence-specific DNA binding.